AACGUACACUAAUUUGUGAAUCAAUCAAAUACUAUUCCUUACCUCAUUUCAUUUCAACAAUUCAAUUCAACUAAUUCCAAACUGACAUCAUAUCAUUCACAACAAUUUAUUAUUAUAUUCCUUUUUCUUCCUGAGCAUUUAUAUAUCGAACUAAUAUAUUAUUACGAUAAACUCAAAAUUCGAAAAAGUUGAAAAAUACAAUUCUGAUGGCAGCGAUUGGGGAAUGCACCACUGUUGCUUCCUUUGUUCGUAGUUUCUCUUUCAUUAAUCAUAGAUCAUACAAUUACAAAAGCUUUUUUCUUUUAUUAUUAUUAUUAUUAUUAUUAUUAUUCUUAUUCUCAUCGUUCAUUUUGCAUUCUCAUUCUUCUUCAUCUUUUUUUCCUCCAUAAUAAUAAUCUCCACCAACUAUACUAUUACUUAAUUGUUUUUGCUAUUCCCCAAAAUCUAACCACACAUCUCAAUCACACAUCCUUCUCACAAAUUAAGACUUAAAAUGUUCUUCAUUUCCCGUUUAGAGAGAGAGAGUUUCUUGCUGAAAUGUUAGAGAGAGAAACUCGAAAUUCAAACUUUUAGUCACUCUAAAAUCUCUUCUUCUUCGUUUGUUUUUGGUUUCUGUGUUGUUUCUGAGUGUGAAUUUUUGGGAGCAAGUGUUAUUGUUCCUUAGGGUUCAAUUUGUUAGGGUUUUGAGCUUGAUCUUCGGCUAUGGAGAACUGUUCAGAAGUAGAGAAGAAGAAGAAGCCCCCGGAAGAGGAGAACAAGGUCAAGCGCAAAAUGAAAACUGCUUCACAGUUGGAGAUUCUGGAAAAAGCAUAUGCAGCUGAGCCUUACCCUUCUGAGGAGUUCCGAGUUGAGCUAUGUGUCAAGUUGGGUUUAUCUGAUCGUCAAUUGCAGAUGUGGUUCUGUCACCGCAGACUAAAGGAUAGGAAGGCUGUUAAGACGGCUGCAUCGAUUUCGGCACCAACCGUGGAAGGUGUUGAGCAAAUAGAAAUUGCGGAUGUUAGGCAUGAUCAUGGUUUGGUUUCUGUUUUGAAGCUAAUUGAUCACGACGACUUGCGGCGAGUUGUGCCGCAGCAUGGGAUGAUGGCAUAUCCUAGGAUGGGAGCUGGAUUGCAUGCAAUGGAUAGCAGCAGCAGUUUCCAUGAACCUCAACUGACCAUACUGGAGCUGCGAGCUAUUGCAUUUGUGGAAAGACAGUUGGGGGAGGCAUUAAGAGAGGAUGGACCCAUUCUUGGGAUGGAGUUUGAUUCCUUGCCGCCGGGUGCAUUUGGCGCGCCAUUAGUAUGCACACCGCAGGGAUUAAUUUCAGAACAAAUAUUAAAGGGAUUCUGGCCAAAACGACGAGGACCAAAAGGGGUAGUGUCAAUAGGGCAACACAGGGAAUCUGAACUGCCUGUUGAGGCAAAAGUUUAUGAACAUCUGAAUAAGGGCGUUUCAAGGACUCUCCAUGAAUAUCAAUUUAUUCCAGAGCAGCCUACUGUUAGAAACGAGAUGUAUGCGAGAGUUACCACAUCUAUCCACUUUAGUUCUCUUGAUGGUGUUCCACAUUCUGGGACUACACUAUCUAGUGGGCAAUCUUUCCUUAAUGGUAAUGAAUUUGCACCUAAUGUGUAUGGAGUCCAAGGUCAGAAGAUACCUAGUCUAAAUCUUUUGUCUCAGUCUCAGCAAGGUAGGCCGAACAAUCUUAUGUUUUCUGCUUCAGGAGGGAAUGAUGAUGUUCCACGAAAGAACCCAUUUGUCGAUGUAACUCUUGACACUCAUAGGGUGGCUGACCAAGUAACUCCAAUUGACAGCCCUCUAGUGCCAUCAGAUAGGAGGGUUAUCCACGAGGAGGAACUUUCAAGAUUUCAAAGGAAGCGAAAGAAUGAAGAGGCUCGAAUGCAACGGGAAUUUGAAGCGCAAGAGAAAAGAAUUAGGAAAGAGCUUGUAAAACAGGAUAUCCUAAGGCAAAAGAGAGAGGAACAAAUAAAGAAAGAGAUGGAGAGGCAAGAACGUGAAAGGAAGAAGGAAGAGGAACGGUUAUUGCGUGAAAGACAGCGAGAGGAGGAGAGAUUCCUAAGAGAGCAGAGGCGUGAACAGGAGCAGCGGGAGAAGUUUUUGCAGAAGGAAUCAAUCAGAGUUGAGAGACUGAGACAAAAGGAAGAACUACGGAGGGAGAAAGAGGCAGCAAGGAUUAAAGCUUCCAGUGAGAGAGCUAUUGCCCGCAGAAUGGCUAAAGAAUCAAUAGACCUUAUUGAAGAUGAACAUCUGGAACUCAUGGAGUUAGCUGCAUCAAAGAAGGGGCUAUCUUCAAUAUUGGCUCUCGACUACGAAACUAUGCAAAAUCUUGAAUCAUACGGAGACGGGCGGACUUCCUUCCCACCCAAGUCUGUACGGUUGAAAAAAGCUUUUUCUAUUCAACCUUGGUCAGAUUCUGACGAGAACGUAGGAAAUCUUCUGAUGGUUUGGAGGUUCUUGAUUACCUUUGCUGAUGUUCUUGGAAUAUGGCCAUUUACCUUGGAUGAGCUUUUACAAGCUUUUCAUGACUAUGACCCUAGGAUAUUAGGUGAGAUCCAUAUUGCUCUUCUGAGAUCCAUUUUAAAAGAUAUUGAGGAUGUUGCAAGAACACCCACUACUGGAUUAGGGGCUAACCAAAACAACAUUACGAACUCUGGUGGAGGGCAUCCACAGGUAGUUGAAGGGGCAUAUGUAUGGGGUUUUGAUAUAAGAAAUUGGCAGUGGCAUUUAAAUCCAUUAACAUGGCCAGAGAUUUUGCGACAAUUCGCAUUGUCAGCUGGAUUUGGGCCUCUGAUGAAGAAACAGAAUAUUGAGCAGGUGCAUCCAUGCAAUGAGGGUAAUGAUGGUAAAGAUAUAAUUUCGAAUCUACGCAGUGGAGCUGCUGUUGAAAAUGCUGUUGCUAUUAUGCAAGAGAAGGGAUUACCUAAUCGAAGAACAUAUAGGCCUCGUUUGACGCCUGGAACUGUCAAAUAUGCUGCAUUUCAUGUCCUUUCUCUGGAAGGUAGCAGAGGCCUCAAUAUAUUAGAACUUGCAGACAAGAUUCAGAAAUCUGGCCUUCGUGAUCUUACAACAAGCAAAGCACCAGAGGCUUCUAUAGCUUCUGCUUUGUCUAGGGAUACAAAACUAUUUGAAAGGACAGCUCCUUCAACAUAUUGUGUACGUCCUGCAUAUAGAAAGGACCCAGCUGAUUCUGAAGCAAUUUAUUCAGCUGCGAGGGAAAAAAUCAGGGUUUUCAAAAGUGGAUUUGUGGGUGCAGAAGAAGCUGAUGAUGGUGAAAGGGAUGAAAAUUCUGAAAGUGAUAUGGCAGAAAAUCAUGAGAUUGAUGAUUUGGGAGCUGAAACAAAUACGAAAAAAGAGGUCUCAAAUUCUGAGAAAUUUAAUGCAAACACUGUAAUGAGAAAUGGGAAGGAUAAUGGCGAGGGUUUUCAAACUCCUGAUAGUUGCCAUGAGAAAGUGGAUGAGGGUUUAGCGUCAACUGUUGAUGAAGGCUUCAACAAGCAUAAAGAUGUCCAUACAUCUAGUGAAAUUGCUGUUUGCAGCCAUGAUGUUACUAAUCCUAUUCUAGAAGGUAUGGAUGUUGAUGAAAACACUCUAGGUGAACCAUGGGCACAAGGACUUAUGGAGGGAGAGUACUCGGAUCUUAGUGUAGAGGAGCGUCUUCACGCUCUUGUUGCUUUGAUUAAUGUGGCAAUUGAAGGGAAUUCUAUUCGUCUUAUACUUGAGGAACGUCUAGAAGCCGCAAAUACUUUAAAGAAGCAGAUAUGGGCUGAGGCACAGCUUGAUAAACGCCGUAUCAAAGACGAUUGUUUUGUUAAAUUGCAGUCGUUCUCAUAUUUGGGCAACAAAAAUGAACCAGCUGUUACAUUUCCAUCAGUAGAGGGUAAACAGUGCCCAUUGCACACUGUUCAUGUCAAAAUUGAUAAGGCUUCAGUCACUCCCUAUGACCAGCAUGAACAGAUAAAUGCACUACAGGGAAAUCAAAAUCAUCUGCAGAGUUCCCUAUUAGAUGUGAACAUACAGAGGCAAGAUUGUCCUACUGGCCCAGAUAAUUGUUCUCUCCAACAAUCUGGAUAUGUUGCUGAAAAAUCAAGAUCAAAUUUCAAAUCAUAUAUUGGCCACUUGGCGGAACAAACUUACAUGUAUAGAUCAUUGCCUCUUGGUUUGGAUAGAAGACGAAACCGAUACUGGCAAUUCAUUACAUCUGCCUCUCAAAACGAUCCAGGUUGUGGCAGGAUAUUUGUGGAAUUGCAUGAUGGCUGUUGGAAGCUGAUUGAUUCUGAAGAGGGUUUUGAUGCCCUAUUAGCAUCAUUGGACUUACGUGGGAUCAGGGAGUCCCACUUGCAUAUGAUGCUGCAAAGAAUUGAGAUGUCAUACAAGAACUCUGUUAGAAGAAAUGUCCAAAAUGGUGAUAUGGGAAUUCAAAAUGGAGACACCAUGAAGAAACUCAAGACAGAAACAGUUAAAAUGGGUACAGACCAAGAUUGCAGUGCCACUUCUGUCUAUGUGGAUGAUUUGGAUACAUCAGUGACCUCAACAUCUUUUAUGGUUCAGCUCGGAAGAAAUGAAGUUGAGAACAAAGAUGCUUAUAUGAGAUACUGGGACUUUGAGAAAUGGAUGCAAAAGCAAUGUCUAAAUUGCUCAGUAUCAUUUGCAAUGAAGUUUGGGAAGAAGAGGUGCAACCAACUGCUGCUAAUGUGUGAUUUAUGCCAUCGUGUCUAUUUCUCUAGAGGAACGCCGUCGCCAUGUCCUUCAUGCCACAGAACUUCCACUAGUCAGGACAACUCCAGUUCUUAUGAAUGUAUUGCACGUUCUGAAGGCAAAAGGAAGAUUGGCACUCACCUUUUUAAUCAUCCAUCCUCUUCUCCAUUCAGAAUGAGAUUGCUCAAAAUCCUCCUGUCGGUUGUUGAGGUAACCCUUCCUCAAGAAGCUCUUCAGCCUUUUUGGACAGAGAGGUACAGGAAGUCUUGGAGUUCAAAGCUGGAAGCUUCAUCAUCACCUGAAGACAUUCUGCAGACAUUGACUGCAUUGGAAGGUGCUAUAAAAAGGGAGUAUUUGGCUCCAGACUAUGAAACUACCAGUGAGCUGUUAGGUACCGUUUGCUCUUCUGGAUGUCUCCCUAAUGAUACCAUUGGCGGUGGACAGAUACCUGUACUUCCAUGGGUGCCAUAUACAACUGCUGCUGUGGCUCUAAGGCUCAUGGAACUAGAUGCAUGCAUCUUUUACACCUCACAGCAGAAGCUGGAGUCCGAGAAGGAUAAAAAAAACGGAGUUGUUAUACUUCCAUCAAAAUAUGCUGCUGCCAAAAAUUCGUACAAUGCCAGUGUGAUCGAAACUUCAUUUCAGGCUAAGCACGCUGUAGAGAACUUGGGUGCUCUUGGUGCUGGACUUGAGAGCUACAGCAGAGGACAAAGGACUCGACUAGGCCGUGGUCAUUCUCAUGGUCAAAGAUCACAAGGAAGAGUUUCUAGUUCGAGACCCACUUCCAGAAAGAGAAGCACUACCUCUAACAACAGGAAAAUAGGAAAAUUACUUGGAUGGAAAGGGAGGCCGAACGGACAAGGACAAUUUUGUGGUCGGAGGAGCAUUAGAAGCUGGCAAAAACCAGCAGCCAAGACGGAUGUGCUCAAUAGUAAGAGGGAUACCCGAAAUGUUAUCAAGGAGAAAACACCAAUCUUUGUCAGAGAAGAGAUUAAUGAAAGUAAAACAGAAGCCAGUGCUCUAAAUGCUAGGAAUUCAGAGACAUCAGACAAUGAAGAAGAUCUUUAUCAAGCAACAGGAGAUGAGUAUGAUUAUCUGGUCGGUAAUAAUAAUAAUGGUGGAUAUCAGGGUGGAUUUUGUGGAAAAUCUGAUAACUUAAUAGAACAGAGCCACUAUAUUUUGGAUGAUGAGGAAGAUGGGGAUAUGGAUAACGAUGACAAUGUCAAUGAUGACAAAGAAGAUGGGCAAGUCGAUCUUAAUGUUGAAGAUUAUAUAAUUGGAGAGGACUCAAAAGAUGCAGGGUAUAACAGAGAAAUAAUUGCAGAACAAAAUGAGGAACCGGAUGGAGUCUUUUCUACAUCAUCAGAUUACAUUGAUUAAAUGUAGCUCAGAGAAUAUAUGUAGCGUGUAGUAAAAACAGGCCAUAAGUUAAAUUUUGGCAUUUUUUGUGUAGUAAUGCAGGAAUAGGCCAAUAUCAGGUCCUUGGGAUAGAAUUUGUAUGCUGCAAAAUCAUGAAAGGAAAUUUGCUUCUGCCGUCCUCAAAUAUAGCAACAGUGGGAGAAAAAUUAUCCGUGUCAAUAUUAUUUGGACAUCCUUAUUUCUAUGCCCCUUACUUCUGAAUAUCUAAACAGAAAUUUUGUACAAAAUGGUCCAAUUUUUUUUGAAAAUGGGCAUAUAUAUCAUCUGCGAACGAUAUGUAUUCCUUAUGUUUAUAAUUGUGAGGAUUAA
Molecule: messenger RNA, 6420 nt
Organism: Cicer arietinum (chickpea)
Lineage: Eukaryota; Viridiplantae; Streptophyta; Magnoliopsida; Fabales; Fabaceae
Source: RefSeq, a predicted model, not a curated record